Molecule: messenger RNA, 693 nt
Organism: Andrographis paniculata
Lineage: Eukaryota; Viridiplantae; Streptophyta; Magnoliopsida; Lamiales; Acanthaceae
Product: zinc finger protein STAMENLESS 1-like
Exons: 1
Coding region: 1-693 (230 amino acids)
Biological process (GO): negative regulation of abscisic acid-activated signaling pathway
Source: RefSeq, a predicted model, not a curated record
AUGGAGCACCCCCCAUCACCACCACUCCCGAACCCCAACCCUUUCGAUCCAGAGAGGGUCGAAGCCGAGGCUGAGGCUGAGGCUGAGGCCGAAGGUGUUGCACGUGAAUAUGGCUGCAAGUACUGUGAUAAGAAGUUUAGCAACAAACAAGCUUUGGGAGGGCACCAAAAUGCCCACAAAGUUGAAAGAGCCAUAGAAAAGAAUGUCCGGGACAUGUCGGCAGCCCAUUUUGGCUACCUUGCCGGGCUACCAUAUGGUGAGACGAUGGGGCCCGUUAUGCCAUUCCAAGGAGUUUACAAUCCUCGACCCCAUAAUUAUAUCAGGCCCUUUCAGGCUCGCCAGAUGCCUUUUCAGCACCCUGGUAUACGCCUAGGGUUUAAUCCUCGCCCGGCAAUGCAGCCAUUCGCCCCUAGGGCGGUGCUGCCGCCUCCACCACCACCGCCGAUGGGAUUCAAUAACUUCUUUCCAAGGACAGGCCCAGUUGGGAGAAAUGUUGUCCCUUUUAUGGGACCCGGUUCUUCUUCAGGUGCUGGAAAUCAGGGUUUUAUGAACCGUCAGGAUUUCAGCCGUGGAUCCAGUAGCAGCGCUGGGGCUUCUCAGGGAAACGCCUUGGUUUUGCGUGCACCGAGGAAUGAUGAUGCAAAUCAGCCGGAGAUUGAAGAUUCGGGCCUGGAUUUAACUCUCAAGUUAUGA